GCGUGUGUAGGGGGGCAGAUAGCCCAGGCGAAUGGUCAAAAUGGCGGCCGCGCAGUUAACGGACGAGGAGCUGGUUUAUGAGCUCAAGCGCUCUGGCGUGAUGCCGGGACCGGUCACAGACAGCACUCGGCCGGUCUACCUGAAGAAACUUAAGAAGCUCCGGGAGGAACAGAGGCCCCGACCGGGAAAAACGCGCCUAACCAACAACAGCCAAGCUGUGGAUGGGCACUCGGAAAGCCUGGGAGCCCGCCCGCUUUCUGGGGACGUGACGCACAGGCGAGGCGGCCGGCACCACCAGCAGGCGGAGGCCGCUAGAACGUCUCCGCUAGUGGGCUUCAGCUCGGAUGAAUCGGAUGUGGACGCCGCCUUGGGGGCACAUGGCGGCCGCCGGGAGAGGAGCAGCACCCCCCAGACAGAGAGGAGCCCGGCCCAGCGGGACUGUAUGGACGAGGUAGACGGGCGGAAGGCGCCUGUCUGGAGGGGGACGUGCAGGCCGCACAGCCCCCAGCUUCGCCACGACACUGGGGAAGGGGCGGCCAAGAGCAGGGCAGUGAACGGCAGCCGUCUCUCCUGCUGCAGGGAUUACUCGGACUCCGACGAGGAGGCUUAUGUGGACGAUGAACUCCCAAGCCGCCGGAGCAGACGGCCUCUGACUAAACCAGCCCGGGGUAACGGCAUGGACCCUCCGGAGGAGCCGGGCAGACCGGCCUGGGACAGGGUGGAGCCUCCGGUGUCUCCCAGGCAUCGGGCAGCCGCCAGGAAAUCUCCAGACGUAGAGACGAGCAAGAGCAACAACCACCUGGGGGCAGCGUACGGCUCCGACGGCCUCUACCUGACCGGCAACAGCGUUCCCAGCAGCCGCCUGUCCCCGGCCAACCACGCCGGCUCCAACCACAGCUACUACCCGCACAGCAGCGGCAAGGAGCGGCCGCACAAGCUGCCCGAGCCCGAGGAGGCGCUGCUGCAGCAGUUCCGGAGCGCCGAGACUUCCCCGAGUGCGGCCUUCAGUGCCCACUACCUGUCCAUGAUCCUGCUCACUGCCGCCUGCCUCUUCUUCCUGCUGCUCGGACUCACCUACCUAGGCAUGAGAGGCACCAGCCUGACUGGAGAGGGGAGCAUAAGAAGUCCUGAUGAUCUUCCUGGUGAUACAGCUGAGAAAAAUCUCCUGAUGAAUACACUGCAUAAACUGCAUGAUAAGUUGGCGAAAAAAGCAGGAGAUCACAUAUGCGGUGAUGCUGACUACAGUCAUAUUUCCGUCCAGGAGGCAACAGAGUAUUUACAGGGUUUUGGUCCAGAAUAUGUUAGUGAGCUGAGCAAUUCUUUAAAAUGGAUUUUACAUUCUGGAAAAGAUGUUGGAAUCAGGUGCUUUGGAGAUGUGGAAGAUGCUGAGUUAAAUAUAACUGAUGUGAAAUAUUUGGAAUCCACACGACCACAAAUGUCCUUUGUAUGUCGUAUCCGCCGCGCCAUUGUGACUGUAGCUUACAGAUUAUCACUCUUGCUUCUAGGUGUUGCCGUGGUAUUUGGAGUGCUUCAGUAUAUGCGAUACCGCUGGAAAAAAGAAGAGGAGGAAACUAAACAAAUGUAUGACCUCGUGGUGAAAAUUAUAGAUGUUUUAAAAAGUCAUAACGAAGCUUGUCAAGAAAACAAAGAACUAGAGCCAUAUACACCAAUUCCCCAUGUGAGAGAUUCCUUGAUCCCUCCGUCUGACAGAAAAAAAAUGAAGAAAGUUUGGGAAAGAGCAGUUGAAUUCCUGGCUGCAAAUGAAUCUCGUGUACGUACUGAAGGAAAGAAAAUUAGAGGAGCAGACUUCCUUGUAUGGAAAUGGACUCAGCCUUCAACAUGUGAAAAACCUUCAGUCAUCCCAUCCAAAGUGUGGCAAGGGCAAGCCUUCCAUUUGGAUAAAAGAAAUUCCCCUCCAAACAGCCUCACGCCUUGUUUAAAGAUCCGUAACAUGUUUGAUCCAGUGAUGGAAAUUGGAGAUCAUUGGCAUUUGGCAAUUCAAGAAGCUAUUCUGGAGAAAUGCAGUGAUAAUGAAGGGAUUGUUCACAUUGCGGUUGAUAAGAAUUCCCGGGAGGGUUGUGUGUAUGUCAAAUGUCUAUCACCAGAUUAUGCAGGGAAGGCAUUUAAGUCGCUGCAUGGAUCUUGGUUUGACGGAAAGCUGGUGACUGUGAAAUAUUUGCGAUUAGACAGAUAUCAUCAUCGUUUUCCUCAGGCUCUCACAUGCAACACUCCUUUGAAGCCUUUAAACAAACAAAUGAACUCUUUGUCGCAGUUAAAUCUACGAACAGGCACAUCUCACGCGUCAUGAGACUGUUGUCCUAAUGACUGUUCUAUUUGCAGCAGGGGUGGGGGUCCUGACUUGCACCGGUCUUCCCUUUAAUUUUUGUCUUUUGAGUUUUCCCCAUCUUCAUCAGUAUAUCAACAUUUCCAGUGAGCACCGGCUGUUCGGUCUUGUGGUAAAUCAUCAUCGAAAGGACGUUGCAAGAAAAUACUGGUUUACAUGACAUCUUGUAUUGGAGGACAGCAGCGUUUUUUGUUUUUGUUUUUUUACCAAUUUGAGAUGAUGAUCAUGGCUUGUUUGUGAACCAUAUGACUGUUUUCUUGAAUUGAAACGUGGAAGAUAAUUUAUUGAAUUCCUAUGGGAUCCUGCACACUAUUUUGUCAUAUACAUCUAUACUCUUAAUAGUAAAUUGUACAUUUUUGAGGUUAACUCUAUGACUUCUGCUGCUGUAGAUAGUGAUUUUUGUUACAGCUGAAGUACAGGGAAUAUCUGGCUUGGGAAUUAUGUAAGACAUGUACUUUGCCUUUUGUAUUUAAGUGUAAUUGAUGGUGGUGGCGGCAAAAGUCUUGUGCAAAUGUCUGCUUACAAGCAGUAAAUAAGCUUCCUAUUUUAUUCAUAACAUAAUGUUAUUUUAUAUAAUAAAUUGGCUGCACCAUCUCAUAAAGGUCAAACAGCCAGUUACCUUUAAAAGUAUUAGAUACAAAUUUAAAUAUCUUUUAUAGGUUUUAUAUGAAAUGUCUGACUCUGUUUCAUGUGAGGUCUGAUACCAAUUGUAAAGACUGAAAUUAUUGUGAGCAAUAAAUACACAAUUGGCAGAUGCUGGACAAUU
Messenger RNA from Bufo bufo (common toad), 3110 nucleotides. RefSeq names its product LEM domain containing 3 (gene LEMD3). Gene Ontology annotation, biological process: nuclear envelope organization; negative regulation of BMP signaling pathway. NCBI's taxonomy places the organism in Eukaryota, Metazoa, Chordata, Amphibia, Anura, Bufonidae. The transcript is spliced from 13 exons. Gene Ontology annotation, cellular component: nuclear inner membrane. The coding region runs from base 32 to 2308 and encodes 758 amino acids. The record is from RefSeq and is a predicted model, not a curated record. Gene Ontology annotation, molecular function: chromatin DNA binding.